CCCACCCGUUCGCCCGCUUCCUCCUUGUCCCGUCGUCGCGUUCUCCCCCGGUCCCGUUUACUCGCGCAGGCCCGCGCCACCGCGGCGCCGUCCCCAACCACCAGGCCACCACCACCGCUCUCCCCGGAGGUCCCCCGCCGCGCGGUGAACCCAUCAUCAUCAUCAUCAUCAAUCACCCUGCGGUCAUUCACUCGUGUAUGCCGCUGGGGCCGCCCCGCGCCCUCGCCCACCGCUUGCUCGACGGAAUUCCGCGCCGGAGCCCGGCCGCGGCGCCCGAGGAUGCGGUCGCCGGGUACGCGCGCAUGCUGGCGCGCGGGGGUAGGCCAGACGCCUACACGUUCCCGGCCCUGCUCAAGGCGGUGGCGCGCGCGGCGGGCGGCUCCGGCUCCGCUGCGCCGGCGCGCGCCGUCCACGCGCACGUGGUCAGGCUCGGGAUGGGCCGCAACGCGCACGUGGCGAGCUCGCUGGUCGCCGCGUACACGGCCGGGGGCGACGGCGCGGCUGCGCGCGCGCUGGUGGGCGAGUGCGACACGCCCGUCGCGUGGAACGCGCUGAUCUCGGGCCACAACAGGGGCGGGCGGUUCGGGGAGUCGUGCGGCUCGUUCGUGGACAUGGCCAGAGCCGGCGCCGCGCCCACGCCGGUCACCUACGUCUCGGUGCUGUCUGCUUGCGGCAAGGGGACGAGAGACGUGCUGCUCGGGAUGCAGGUGCACGGGCGUGUCGUGGGGAGCGGGGUGCUGCCGGACCUCAGGGUGGAGAACGCGCUGGUCGAUAUGUACGCGGAGUGUGCUGACAUGGGCUCGGCUUGGAAGGUGUUCGACGGCAUGCAGGUGAGGAGUGUGGUGUCCUGGACGUCUUUGCUUUCUGGGCUCGCGAGGUUAGGCCAGGUUGAUGAAGCGAGAGACCUGUUUGAUCGUAUGCCUGAGAGAGAUACGGUCUCGUGGACCGCGAUGAUUGAUGGGUAUGUGUGGGCUGCCCGGUUCAGGGAGGCAUUGGAGAUGUUCCGUGAGAUGCAGUAUAGCAAUGUGAGUGCGGAUGAGUUCACCAUGGUGAGCGUGAUCACAGCCUGCGCGCAGCUAGGUGCUCUGGAGAUGGGAGAAUGGGUGAGGGUUUACAUGAGCAGGCAAGGGAUUAAGAUGGAUGCUUUCGUCGGUAAUGCGCUCAUAGACAUGUAUUCCAAGUGCGGAAGCAUUGAGCGUGCGUUGGAUGUUUUUAAAGGCAUGCACCACAGAGAUAAGUUUACUUGGACAGCUAUCAUACUUGGUCUCGCGGUGAAUGGUUAUGAGGAAGAGGCUAUUGAAAUGUUCCACAGAAUGAUCAGGGUUUCAGAAACUCCAGAUGAGGUGACAUUCAUUGGUGUUCUCACAGCCUGCACCCAUGCUGGCUUGGUUGACAAAGGACGGGAGUUCUUUCUCAGCAUGAUAGAGGCCUAUAAUAUUGCCCCAAAUGUGGUGCAUUAUGGAUGCAUAAUUGAUCUCCUUGGCAGAGCUGGGAAAAUUACAGAAGCUUUGGAUACAAUAGAUCAAAUGCCAAUGACACCCAACUCCACUAUUUGGGGGACCCUGCUGGCAGCUUGUAGAGUUCAUGGCAAUUCAGAGAUAGGUGAAUUGGUAGCAGAGCGCCUCCUUGAGCUGGAUCCAGAGAACAGCAUGGUGUACAUCCUUCUGUCAAACAUUUAUGCAAAGUGUAACAGAUGGGAAGAUGUUCGGCGGCUUAGGCAUGCAAUAAUGGAGAAAGGAAUAAAGAAAGAACCUGGUUGCAGUCUGAUCGAAAUGGACGGUAUUAUUCAUGAAUUUGUAGCCGGUGAUCAGUCUCAUCCUAUGAGCAAAGAAAUCUACUCUAAGUUGGAGAGCAUAAUCAGUGAUUUAAAUAACGUUGGGUAUUUUCCUGAUGUAACUGAGGUCUUUGUUGAAGUUGCAGAAAAAGAAAAGAAGAAGGUUCUUUACUGGCACAGCGAGAAGCUGGCAAUUGCUUUUGCAUUACUCAGUUCAAAACCUAAUACUGUGAUAAGAAUAGUGAAGAACUUGAGGAUGUGUUUGGACUGCCAUAACGCAAUUAAAUUGAUUUCAAGGUUGUAUGGAAGGGAGGUUGUUGUGAGGGACAGAACACGCUUCCAUCAUUUUAGACAUGGAUUCUGUUCUUGUAAAGACUAUUGGUAACUUCUUAUGCAUCAGCCACACAAGACAGCUGAAUAUCUGUAGCCUCAGCUUUGAGCUUUGAGUGAUCACCUGAUGGCAAGCAUGAGUUCUCGCUACAAAUGUAGUUUUGAGCACUGACUGCAGUUCACGAAGUGAAUAGAAGCAUGAUAGUAUUGUUGAUCCAGUGAACCCUAUGUUCUGUUUGAGCUAAUCUUCUCGCACAUUGAUGUAAACCUUGACAUUGCUGAUGGUUCAGCAUGCACAGCAUUUAUUCAGAGAAAGAGUUUUCUGUUGGAGAAAUACUUGCUGUACAAUUGUUUCUCUGGUGUGAAACAUUUUUUUUUUUGGCAAAGCUUUAUUUGGUUGAUUGAUCAUGUCUUGAGGAGUUCUACAGUCUGGGCCUUCAUAAAACAAGGAACAGAUAGACUUCCAGGGCAUUUUGCCUUUGUCAACUCAAGCAGCGUAGGGAAUCCUGGGAAACUAAUGAGCUCAUUCUCAUCUUCAACAUGUUCCAGUAAGUUGUCGCGGACAAUGAUGUACCUGCAAAACAUAAUUAUAUUGUAUUUAAUCACAUUAUGCUGCAAACUUGUUUCCUGUUACUGCCAGUUCUUAGUCAGCAUGUUAUUGUUGAAUUUCUGUCAUUAUUGGUUGGAGUGUAAACUAAAAACUAAAAUAUUGUUGCUGAUUAAUUAGUAGUACUCUGAUUAUUUUUUC
Sorghum bicolor (sorghum) is the source of this 2852-nucleotide messenger RNA. RefSeq names its product pentatricopeptide repeat-containing protein At3g62890. The record is from RefSeq and is a predicted model, not a curated record. Gene Ontology annotation, molecular function: zinc ion binding; RNA binding; protein binding. Bases 198 to 2159 code for a protein of 653 amino acids. The transcript has 3 exons. Gene Ontology annotation, biological process: RNA modification. Lineage: Eukaryota; Viridiplantae; Streptophyta; Magnoliopsida; Poales; Poaceae.